AUGGCUUUAAUUUGGGUCGAUAAUGACUUUCUCCAAUACCGAGAUAUUCACAUUGGAAAUCAUUUUUAUUUGUCAAUUCAAACUAUGUCCAGAAUUGUUCUCCUUCUAGCGCAUACACGUAAACAAUUAAAUCAUAAUGAUAUAAAAUGUAAACAAGAAAAUCAAUAUAAUUUGUCAGAUAAUUUUCAACAAUCAUCCAAUCCUUUAUGGUUAGAAGAAGAUAAACUAUUGGAUUCAUCCAAUUUUAAUGAUAAUUUUCAAGCUGUAAAUGAUCUAAAUGAAUUGAAAUCUCAUAUCAAUCAUUCAAUACUGGAUGUUUCCAAUAUUGACAGAAAACAAAUAAGAAUCUCAGAGACUUUCUACCCAGUUAAUGUAAAUGGACUUCUUAUUUGGAAUUUGCAUAUUAACAAUAAAUCAAAUGAAAUUAUUAUAUGUCCUGAAACAUAUCAGAUAUGGUUGAAUAAUCAAAAGAUUAAAAAUAUCAAAGUAUAUUUAGAUUGUCAUAGACAAUCACAACAUGGAACAUUAUUACUUCAAUUUGAAAUGAACCUUUCAAAUGAUUCAACUAAUAAUCAGCAUUCAUUUCAACAAAUUAUAAAAAGUUUUAAUUAUCAAUUUAUUAUUUCUGCAUUUUAUUCAUCUGAAUGUUCUAUGACACUAGAAGAUAAAGAACUUAUUUUAGAUCUAUUACAAUUGAAACAUAUGAAAUCAUUUAUGAAUAUGUCAAUGACCAAUUGGACAAUUCGUUAUAUUUAUCACAUUUAAAUUAUUACCAUAUUCGAAAACCAGGACAGAUUUUGAAACACCGGUUCAUUAUUGUUAUUGUUACGUUCCACUAAGAUUCAAAAUUUACACGCUAAUUGUUUUUAAUCCUGGAACGUUAUUUACUGAACUGCUGAAUGACACUAACCUUUCAUUUAUCGUUGUAUAUUAUUCAGAUGUAGUUCUAUUCUUGUGGCGACUGUUGACUGACUUCAGAUAUUCAUUAGGUUAGAUUGUAAUUACGAUCUUUGAAAUCUCAUGAAUACUGAAUACAUAUCAUAGUGGUUUUGAAUACUACUAACAACUAAUUAAGUAGAGAAAAAUGUUAUUUAAUCUUUCAAGAGGUCACUCAAAGACUGAAUAAACUGUUGAGCAUAUUCGAUUUCGUGAAAAAAGAAAAACAGAUCUCUCGAAUUGUUGACCUCAUCUUGUUCACAUGCA
Schistosoma bovis is the source of this 1203-nucleotide messenger RNA. The record is from the annotation of a GenBank genome assembly. NCBI's taxonomy places the organism in Eukaryota, Metazoa, Platyhelminthes, Trematoda, Strigeidida, Schistosomatidae.